GGAUGCGGAAGUGAGUUGGUUCCGGGAGUUGGGACAUGGAGCCCGGGCAGCUGCCGGUGUGGCGCGGCCUGGGGCUGCUCGGGAGAGGAGCGGAGGGACCCGCGCUGGGGCCCGGCGGCUGCGAGAGGCGGCUGCUGUGGGCCGCGUCCCUGCUGUGCGUCUUGCUGGACCUGCAGUUGCCAGGUUUGCUGGCUGCUGGACAAGCGGAAAUUGAGAACCACCUGGAAAUGGGUCGGAAGCUCUUGGCGGCCGGGCAGCUGGCUGAGGCGCUGUCCCACUACCACUCAGCGGUGGAAAGCGACCCCAAGAACUACCUGACUUACUACAAGCGGGCGACCAUCUAUUUGGCCAUGGGCAAGUUCAAGUCGGCACUGCCAGACCUCUCCAAGGCUAUCGAGCUCAAGCCGGAUUUCCUGGCUGCACGACUGCAGCGAGGCAACAUCCUCUUGAAACAAGGCAGCACACAGGAGGCCAAGCAGGACUUUGAAGCCGUGCUCAAGAGCAAUCCAGAUAACACAGAGGCGCAAAGCCAGCUUGUGCGAGUCAGCGAACUGGAGUUUUCUAUGCAAGAGGCCCGGACUGCCUUCCAGAGGAAAAACUACUUAGGAGCAAUCAGUAUUCUGGAUCGAGCCAUCGAGAUUUCUCCCUGGGACCCCGAAGCUAAGGAGCUGCGCGCCGAGUGCCACUUGUUCCUCGGCGACUACCACAAGGCCGUUCUCGACCUGAAGCCCACCACCAGACUGCGGAACGACAACCGGGGGGCUUUCCUGAAGCUCAGCAAGCUGUACUACAACUUGGGGGAGCACGAAGAGUCCUUGAACCAAGUGCGGGAGUGCCUGAAGUUGGACCAGGAUGACAAAGACUGCUUCUCCCACUACAAGCAAGUGAAAAAGCUCUCCAAGCAGCUGGAAGCAGCCGACGAACACGUGAAAUCUCAGAGGUACGAAGAAGCCAUUGAGAAGUACAAAGCAGCAGUCAAGACGGAGCCCAACGUGGCGAUCUACACCACCAAGGCAAAAGGACACAUCUGCCACUGUUUGACCAAGAGCAAACGGCCUCGUGAAGCCAUCGACGUUUGCACGGAAGCUCACCACCUCGACCCCAGGAACGUCUUCAUCCUGCGGGACAGAGCUGAGGCAUACAUCCUGAACGAGGAGUUCGAGAAAGCUGUCGAAGAUUACCAAGAAGCCAAGGAGUUUGAUGGGGAAAACGAAGAGUUGAAAGAAGGACUGGAGAGGGCACAGAAGCUGCUGAAGCAGUCCAAGAAACGAGACUAUUACAAGAUCCUGGGGAUCCGAAGGAACGCAAACAAGCAGGAAAUCAUCAAAGCCUACCGGAAGCUGGCUCAGCAGUGGCACCCUGACAACUUCCAGUCAGAGGAUGAGAAAAAGGAGGCGGAGAAAAAGUUUAUCGACAUCGCGGCGGCAAAAGAGGUCCUGACAGAUCCAGAAAUGCGGCAGAAGUUCGACUCUGGCGAGGACCCUCUAGACCCGGAGAAUCAGCAGGGAGGGUCCGGACACCAGCACCACUGGCCGUUUGAGUUCAACCCGUUCAGCUCUGGGAACGUUCACUUCAAAUUUCACUUCAAUUAAU
Molecule: messenger RNA, 1593 nt
Organism: Euleptes europaea (tarantolino)
Lineage: Eukaryota; Metazoa; Chordata; Lepidosauria; Squamata; Sphaerodactylidae
Product: dnaJ homolog subfamily C member 3-like
Exons: 12
Coding region: 36-1592 (518 amino acids)
Biological process (GO): protein folding in endoplasmic reticulum
Cellular component (GO): endoplasmic reticulum
Molecular function (GO): protein-folding chaperone binding; misfolded protein binding
Source: RefSeq, a predicted model, not a curated record